UUUCCUAUAGCAGCGACGCAGUGUCCUCUCCCGGCAGUAUCUCUAUACUCCAAAGUUUCCCUGUCUCAGAAUAAGAAUCCUGGUUCUUUUGCCACUUACAUCUGUGACGAUGGCUACGAAUUAUUUGGGGGACCUAGUCGUGUCUGUUCGCCGGAUGGAACGUGGAAAGGGGAGGUCCCAUACUGCGCCAUAAAUGUCGCCUACGGAAAACCUGCUAACCAGUCUAGCACUUCGCGGGGUGGAAAACCCCAAAACGCCAAUGACGGGGAUACGACAACGUUUCACGAGGACAAGUUCUGUACAGAAACAAAGCAAGACAACUCGCCCUGGUGGCAAGUGGACUUAUUACAAGAAUAUGAAGUGAGGGUUGUGAGGAUUUUCACUAGAGGAUGCUGUGGUCAUCAACCUCUACACGAUCUAGAGAUCAGAGUUGGAAACAGCUCAGUUAUCCAAGGAAACCGUUUGUGUGCCUGGUAUCCAGGAACAAUUGAGGAUGGCACCACUAAAGACUUUGAGUGUGCUUACCCUAUUAAAGGUCGAUAUGUUUAUGUUCAGAUGGUGGGCAUUGAGGGUUCUCUGUCACUCUGCGAGGUCAUGGUUUUUUCAACACAGGAGUUCUCUGCUCAGCGGUGUGGCAAUCAGUUGGAGCCUUUGAAACUUACGACAUUCAACCACACCUGUUACGAGUUUCAAGGUGAAAAGGGUGGGACUUUUAAGGAUGCAGAUCGAUAUUGUCAAGACCAUGGAGGGCAGAUUGCCCAUUCCAUGAGUAAUGUAACCCACAACUUUUUGUCAACUGAGUUGGAGAGGCUAAAAGGCCAGUUGAAAUCUAAAUUAGUAUGGCUUGGAGCUCAGAGGGAGCCUGGGAUAGUGUCUCAGAAAUGGCACUGGAUCGACAAACAAGUAGUAGUGGAUUUUCUGUGGGCUCCUGACCAGCCCAACAACUACAAUGGCCAACAGAACUGUGUCGUCUUGGAUGGCGGAAGGAAGUGGAUGUGGAAUGAUGUUACUUGUGACCUUGAUUACUUACCUUGGAUUUGUCAAUACAGUCCAUCAAACUGUGGGAGUCCUGACAGGAAGGAAAACUCCACCAUUCUGGGGAACAGCUUUACUUUGGGGCAAAAGGUUACAUAUACAUGUCCAGUGGGAAACAUGCUUGUCGGUGAUGCAAUAAGGACAUGUGCUGCCGAUGGUUUCUGGACAGGAGCAGCACCAUCUUGUAAAUAUGUGGACUGUGGACCUUUAUCAGACAUUGAAAAUGGAAAAGUUAGGUACCUGGAAUCUCGGACUACCUUCAAUGCCUCAGCGCAGUACACUUGUGAUCAGAACUACACAUUAAUUGGUGAUGGCAUUCAGGUGUGCUUGGGAAGCAGUAGCUGGAAAGGAGACAAAGUAAAGUGCCUGUUUAACCAGUGUCCACAGCUGAAAACACCAGCAAACAGUAUCCUGGAGGUUACAGGACAGUCAGCUGGGAGUCAGGCUAAAUACAGCUGUGAGAAAGGCUACAGACUUAUUGGAAAAGACACAAGAAAGUGUGAACUUGGUGGGAUGUGGACAGACAGUGAACCUGAAUGUAAAUUUAUUGAUUGUGGUAAGCCAGAUCCUCUAACGAAUGGGGACCAUGUGCUCUUAAACCAGACUACAACAUACUUGAGUAAAGUUAAACACACGUGUCAUCAAAACUUCAGUCUUGUUGGGGAUGAGGUACGCACUUGUCUUGAAACGAAGUUGUGGAGUGGAAAACAACCUGUCUGCAAAUUAAUUGAAUGUGGAGAACCAGACGUACGGCCUGGAUCUUACGUGGAAGGAGGUGGACUUACUGUUCACUCAGUCGUUGAGUACUUCUGUGAAACUGGUCACGUGAUGAUUAGCACAUCUUCUCGUAGAGUCUGUGGACUGGAUGGAAAGUGGAUGGGUGAAGCUGCCAUUUGUCACUUUGUCGACUGUGGUAGAGUUCCACCCAUACCACGGGGGGCUGUCCACUACAUUAAUGAAACAACCUUCCUUCACAGUAUUAUUUCCUAUAAAUGUAGUUUUGGAUAUCGUCUAAUUGGUGACAGAAUGCGUCUUUGUCUGGAAGAUGGCCAUUGGAAUGGAAGCACCCCCUUAUGUGAAGAAAUUCGUUGUCCAGUUCCUCAAGUGCCACACAAUGCUUCAAUUAUUUACACGGGUAACGAUCGUUCUUUAGCAGUUUCCUUUAAGAUAGGAUCUAAUGCUCAAUACCGUUGUAUGGAAGGCCACGUCCUGAAAGGAGUGUCAUUACGAAGAUGUCUACAGACAGGAGUUUGGAGUGGAGAAGUACCCUUAUGUAAAUAUGUCGAAUGUGGCCUUCUUAUGCCAGUGGCUCAUGGUCACUGGUUGCUACCCAACAAUGCAACAUUCUAUGGUACAUCAGUAGAAUACAAGUGUGAUGAAAAUUACAAAGUAGUUGGGCCCAGUCGUAGGCUUUGUUUAGAGAAUGGCACUUGGAGUGGUCAAGAUCCUCAGUGUAUAGAAAUAUCAUGUGGUGUACCUGACACACUGGAUACAAUGACUUUCGUAGAGGGCAGUGUUUUUACCAUUGGAAGAAUGGUUGUGUAUUCAUGCAUCAAAGGAUACGAGGUGAUUGGUCAAAACAUACGGUCCUGUCUUAAGAGUGGCCAGUGGUCAGGACAGACCCCAUUUUGUAGAUGCAAGUAUUCCAUAAUGUUUGAACCUUUGAAAGGAAAAUAUUUAACUAAUUUUUACUGGUGUUAAUAUGCACUGC
Molecule: messenger RNA, 2746 nt
Organism: Limulus polyphemus (Atlantic horseshoe crab)
Lineage: Eukaryota; Metazoa; Arthropoda; Merostomata; Xiphosura; Limulidae
Product: sushi, von Willebrand factor type A, EGF and pentraxin domain-containing protein 1-like
Exons: 16
Source: RefSeq, a predicted model, not a curated record